Messenger RNA from Pollicipes pollicipes, 459 nucleotides. RefSeq names its product serine protease 56-like. Gene Ontology annotation, biological process: proteolysis. The transcript has 4 exons. Gene Ontology annotation, molecular function: serine-type endopeptidase activity. Lineage: Eukaryota; Metazoa; Arthropoda; Thecostraca; Pollicipedomorpha; Pollicipedidae. The record is from RefSeq and is a predicted model, not a curated record. The coding region runs from base 1 to 459 and encodes 152 amino acids.
AUGAAUAUCAUCAGUCAAGCUGGUGGACGCGUGCCGGGUACAAGAGACGCCCCCGCUGCUGCCAAGAUCGUCGGCGGGCACCGCGCGUCGGCCCGCGCCUGGCCGUGGGCGGUGCGGCUGGGCAUACGCCGCUCUGGCGGCAAGACGCUCUGGCAUUGCGGCGGCACGCUGAUCACGGCCAGCACCCACAACGACCUGGCGCUGCUGCGGCUGACGCGGCCGGUGACGUUCUCAGCGACGAUGGCGGCCGCCUGCCUGCCGGAGCCGGGCGAGCGGUUCGAGGGGCGGCCCGUCCGCGUGGCCGGCUGGGGCCGCCAGGCCUUCAACGGCAGCACGUCGGAGUCGCUGCUCGUCGCCGAGGUGCGCCUGAAGGACGCCGACCAGUGCGAGACCCAGUACCGCACGCUCCCCGACUUCCGGUACACGUUCCCGGGCGGUUUCGGCCGCACCAAGCUGUAG